CACCGUCAGAGGCAGUACACUUUUGUUUACAUCGCGAAGGAGAAUCACUGCGCACAAGUCUUCGCUUUUCCUUCGCUAUUUCUUCAUAGUUUGGAACAUUGUGGGCAGAGUCAUCCCAUCAGCGUAGUAUGAGUGCCGCCAACAUGACAGCCGCAGACAAAGACUCCAAAAAUAUGGGUGACAAAGCCUCGCAGAGUAACCCAGCAGAACAGUACAUUCUGCUAGCCAAACAGGCCAAAGGAGCUGCUGCCGUUCAACUUGUAAAGCAGGUUCUGGAGGCUCCGGAGGUUUACGUUUUCGGGGAGCUUCUAGACAUGCCAAAUAUAACAGAUCUCAAAGACAAUUCUCAACAUGCCCCAUACUAUGAGGUGCUCCAGCUCUUUUCCUAUGGUGUUUAUGCCGAUUACGUCCGUGAAUCUUCGAAAUACCCACCCCUGACGCCUGCCAUGUUGACCAAAUUGAGACAUUUGACCAUAGUCUCAAUGGCAACGGGGCAGAAGAGUAUUCCCCUCCCCACUCUUGGCACCCAGCUCGGUCUGACAUCUACAAGAGAGUUAGAAGACCUCAUUAUAGAGGCAAUGUAUACAGAUAUUAUUCAUGGCAAACUGGAUCAAAAAAACGGAAUACUAGAGUUAGAUUAUGCCAUUGGUCGAGAUAUUAAACCAGAAGAUUUACCAAAUAUUGUAGGAACUUUGCAAUCUUGGUGUGACACUUGCGACACAAUGCUGGCCAACAUUGAUCAACUGAUUACACGAGCCAACUCAGAUAAGGAGAAACAUCUGAAACAUCGCAACUCACUGGAAGCAGAAGUCCUGAACAUCAAGGCUUCACUGAAGACACAAGCUCAAGAGGGUGAUGAAGCUUUGGUGUCUGACUCACGCGAUCACGAUAAGAAACGUCCAGCUAAGAAAGGGAUCCGUGCAUCAUCCUCCAAGUUUUGGCCUAAGAGUUCAUAAGUUGUAAUAAGCUGUUUUAUUACACCAAUAAUAAUUUAUUAUUUUGGAAUAGCAAUUUUAUCCCAAGUGUAAACCUAUAUAACAACACCAAGAAUUGUGAAGAAGAAAAAGGACAGCUAAGGAACAAUUUAUAUUGUGAAUUGAAUAAAAUUUACUUCUUUAAUAGGAAAAUGUGAUUCAUAGCGUAAAUCAAUAUUGUGGUUUGAUUUCGUAUUAUUGAAUAAAUAACCCUAGAAU
Molecule: messenger RNA, 1193 nt
Organism: Penaeus chinensis
Lineage: Eukaryota; Metazoa; Arthropoda; Malacostraca; Decapoda; Penaeidae
Gene: CSN7
Product: COP9 signalosome complex subunit 7b-like
Exons: 7
Coding region: 129-956 (275 amino acids)
Biological process (GO): COP9 signalosome assembly
Cellular component (GO): COP9 signalosome
Source: RefSeq, a predicted model, not a curated record